AUGUUUGCAUACAGUCGGGCGCUCAAUAUGUUGGCUUUUGCAGGAGCGGUCUGGGCGAGGGCAAUGUUUGUCCCAUGUGGUACCAACAGCCUUCCAGCUAGGCUCUCUGUCCGUGUUAUUUCAGCACGUGGCUUGCCUGUAAUGGAUAAGUCGAAUGUUACUACGGAUGCUUUCGUCGAAGUGCAUUUCGAUAACGAGGUCUACAAAACCGAUGUAUGCAGCAAGAGUCUGUCACCAGUGUGGAACUCCGACGAGUUCGUUUUCGAGACCGAUGAGCAGCGACUUUUUGAUAACCCAAUCCAGUUUCGCGUUAUGGAUCACGAUACUUACAGCGCCAAUGAUGCCAUCGGGCGCAAGUAUCUUCGGAGUUUUGCAGCAAGUGUCGUUCCUGCAACUCUAGCAGUCUCCAAUAUUGUGGGUUUGGUUUCUGAUAUUGCGUCAGUGAGCGAUCCGGAAUAUGAAUGGUUUGAUCGAAUUCGUACGCCGCGUGCCUCAAACGAGGCUCGGCAGAGUAUGAUUCGGAAGUCGCUGCGAGAAUUGGCAAGAAAUAUUGCGCAAAAAGCACAUUCACUUGGAUCAAAUGCGGUGAUAGGGUACCAAGAAUUUGUUGAUAUCGAAGGUGAUGCUACUGAACUGAUUACAUUUCGUGCUUUUGGGACGGCUGUAAAGUUGGUGCAAAAUGGCGAAAGUGCUGCAGUUGAUGAGAAAAUCACACAGCAGCAACAACAGAUCCUGUCUAUAAACACACUUCCAGAAACAUACCGGUACGAGUAUGGUGUGGUAGUGUGUGCUCGUUCUGCACAGCUGUUAACUGAUGAUAGCGACAGUGGCUUGGUCAGGAAAAGGUGGUGGAAUGAAUUGAAAGCGGAGCUUCUUCGCCAGGCAUCCAGUUUACGGUGCAAUUUGGUGCUGGGCUACACCGAACAGAUCAGCGUGCGCAAGAAAACGGCUUUAUUAAGUUGUACAGGAACUGCCGUAUCAGUGGUAGCGGUUGGGAAUGAACACAUCCCAAACUGCAUCCGAUUUCAUUCCGCAUGUUUCGAUGACAGUUCACCGAUGGGCGCAGAUUCCGGUGUCUGUUCCUACUGCAAUGAUGCAGUUUGUCCAAGUAUUAUCCUAAGUACCUGUUCACCUCCGUCGUCAGAUUACCUACAAGGUGCCACUCAUCCGCUGCAAGCAUAUGUCACACGUGAGCUCAGUUCAUCUGAAAGUGAUGAGCAACUUGUAUAUACUAUUAGUCACAUGUUACCAUUCUUGGAGCAUGAACUCUUCAACAGAUUAAUGGAAGAGGUGCGUUCCGGUGGCGCCAAAUACAACGCUGUUUUCGACUUAAAAUCAGUAAUGGUGAUUCAUGAAGGGGUGUUAUUCGCAGUUUGCACGGGCACACUUUGCACUCUUAAAGCUUUAUUGAAACCUCCAGAUGCUGAUAACAUUUUGAGUCGCUCUGAUUCGUUGCAUUAUCGUGGUGAUCUCCAACCAAAACCCUCGACAUCUCGAGUUGGAUUAUUAGAAGCUGCACGCAUCCUGCGUGCACCAAAAUCUUCCGAUAAAGUCGCACUUCAUUUGCAGCCGUUCCAGAUCCGAGAGCCUGUGGAUGAUUGCACGAAAGGAUCACAACAGUCGCAUUAUAUGAAGCGGAUGUUUAGGCGUUUUCGAAAGAAAGUGGUUGAUCGUGAUCAUCUUGCAAAAAUGAUUUCAGAACGCGAGGUUAGCUUGCAGCUGGGCGCUUUCGAUGAUAUGAAGCCAGCCAGUUCGUCGCCAAGCACAUAUUCGGGCAUUAAAAUUAUCAACGGCUCAAAGUUCACUCUCAGUACUGCAUCUGCUAAGGCUUCGAACUUACCCCAGCGUUACGCUGGUAUUUUAAUACGCGAAGUGACACGAACAAUAGAAGAUAUAGCUGAUUUGGACGCAUUUCUCGAAGGAGCGUUUCGAGAUUUGGUAUGCUUAGCAGUCAGUCAAGUGGAAACAGUUGGAGCAACAUCGUUUUCGGUGUUCAGGGUACCCUCAAUGAGUCUUUCAAUCUGCCGCGAUCAGGCAUCAAUUCUUUUAUUUAUCACUGCGGAUUUCGAUUAUUUAUUCACUUAG
This is a messenger RNA of Gongylonema pulchrum, 2085 nucleotides long. The record is from the annotation of a GenBank genome assembly. NCBI's taxonomy places the organism in Eukaryota, Metazoa, Nematoda, Chromadorea, Rhabditida, Gongylonematidae.